This is a messenger RNA of Funneliformis geosporum, 194 nucleotides long. The record is from the annotation of a GenBank genome assembly. Lineage: Eukaryota; Fungi; Glomeromycota; Glomeromycetes; Glomerales; Glomeraceae.
AAAUUUGCCACGAAAAUUUUCGUUCUGACAUUGCUACUAAUGCUCCAAAAAUCAGGAAACCAGUUACUUCAGAAGACUGCAGGUUGUUUAAUAACAGCAAAUAUCAUUCCUGUUAAUGAGGAAACAAGUGAUCGAACAGGAACUAUUUACCUCGACAAUUAUCAUACAUUUGGAAAGAACGAAACGCGAAGUGU